Molecule: messenger RNA, 786 nt
Organism: Naegleria lovaniensis
Lineage: Eukaryota; Heterolobosea; Eutetramitea; Acrasida; Naegleriidae
Exons: 1
Coding region: 1-786 (261 amino acids)
Source: RefSeq, a predicted model, not a curated record
AUGAUGGCAACUCUCACACGAGAGCAGCUGGAAAAGUUUGUGGAAGAGAGGCCUCAUCUUCAAGACAACCUCCGAUGUCGCAACAUUCUCCGAGAUUAUGAAAAUAAUCAAGUUUCCCACACACUUUCUUCUACUAUUGAAAAGAUUCUGUGGAAGAAAAGGCAAUCCAAUCUCUCACAAAAGUUGGAAAAUAGACCUAACUUGGAACAGCUCGAACAACGAGGGAUUUUACCAUACCACAUCAGUAGUGGAUAUACAUCAUCAAGUAAUUCCAAUCGUUCCUCGUCUGUUGAACAACAAACUUCAAGCUCUCCUUCAUCAACAUCCUCGAGUAAUUCUGUGAGUGACAACACUCCACUUCAUCAAGACUUUUCUUAUAUUUAUGAUCAAGAACAAGCUUUAUCUGGUAUUGGUCUUGGAAGAGAAGAGAAGGAACGAAAAAAGAGACACAUUGAGAACUUUCUAGUAAGAAGACCUUCAAAGAAAGAUCUUGUGGAGAUGUUGAGGAAAGGAAACUCUAUGGCAUUACAUUCCAAUUUAUCGCAAGUGGACAAUGAACCCACUUUAAUCUAUGACGUUUCUGGCACUACUAGCAAUGAUCUCUCUCACGCUUCUCCCACCACUUUCCCGUCCUUUGAUCCUAUGUGCAUUUUGUUAGAACCUCACGUUUUACAAAUCCAUAAUCAGCUAGAGAAUUUACAAUCUGUCACAGACACAGAGUCGUCAGAUGAUUCCAAUAAUAACUCUGAAAGCGAAGACGAAGAAAAAGGUAGCACAUCUCAAUAG